Molecule: messenger RNA, 6200 nt
Organism: Olea europaea var. sylvestris
Lineage: Eukaryota; Viridiplantae; Streptophyta; Magnoliopsida; Lamiales; Oleaceae
Product: callose synthase 5-like
Exons: 42
Coding region: 58-5802 (1914 amino acids)
Biological process (GO): (1->3)-beta-D-glucan biosynthetic process
Cellular component (GO): plasma membrane; 1,3-beta-D-glucan synthase complex
Molecular function (GO): 1,3-beta-D-glucan synthase activity
Source: RefSeq, a predicted model, not a curated record
UUGAUUUAUUGAAAGACUCAUAAAUUGAUCGAUAGAGCCAACUUUGAUUUAAAAAGGAUGUCAUCGAACGUGGGAACUGAAUCAGUAGGGCAACAAUCGACGUUGACACGGCGACCUUCGCGUAGCGCUGCCAACACUGUAUUUUCUAUGGAGGUGUUUGACAAUGAGGUCGUCCCAUCAUCACUCCAAUCAAUUGCCCCUAUUCUCCGUGUAGCCACUGAGAUUGAGGUUGAUCGUCCUCGUGUUGCAUACCUGUGUCGAUUCUAUGCGCUGGAGAAGGCGCACCGACUGGACCCAAGCUCCAGCGGCCGUGGUGUUCGUCAGUUCAAGACUGGCCUCCUUCAGAGAUUAGAGAGGGAUAAUAACUCAAGUCUUCCUGCUCGGGUCAAAAAGACUGAUGCUCGGGAAAUUGAGAGCUUCUACAAACAAUACUAUGAGAAAUAUGUUGUGGCACUUAGCAAGGGGGAACAAGCGGAUAGAGCUCAGCUUGGCAAAGCUUACCAGGCAGCUGGAGUCCUGUUUGAAGUGCUUUGUGCUGUUAACAAGACUGAAAAAGUCGAGGAAGUUGCUCCUGAGAUUAUGGCUGCAGCAAAUGAUGUCCAAACAAAGAAGGAAAUCUAUGCUCCAUAUAACAUUCUUCCCCUAGAUUCUGCUGGGGCAUCACAAUCCAUCAUGCAGCUAGAAGAGGUGAAAGCUUCUGUAGCUGCUUUAUGGAACACACGAGGCUUAAGCUGGCCAGCCUCCUUUGAACAGCAGCGACAAAAAGCAGGGGAGUUGGACCUUCUUGAUUGGCUGAGGGCCAUGUUUGGGUUUCAGAGGGAUAAUGUCAGGAACCAGAGGGAGCAUUUGAUUUUAUUGCUUGCAAAUAUUCAUACAAGGCUCAUCCCCAAGCCCGAACCACUAAACAAACUUGAUGAUCGAGCUGUUGAUGCACUUAUGAACAAGCUUUUCAAGAACUACAAAACAUGGUGUAAAUACUUGGGAAGGAAACACAGCUUAAGGCUCCCUCAAGGCCAGCAGGAUGUGCAACAGCGAAAGAUACUUUACAUGGGCCUUUAUCUUCUUAUCUGGGGUGAAGCAGCUAAUGUCCGCUUCAUGCCAGAGUGCCUAUGCUACAUUUUCCAUAAUAUGGCAUAUGAACUCCACGGUCUCUUAGCUGGAAAUGUCAGCAUUGUUACUGGAGAAAAUAUCAAACCUUCUUAUGGCGGGGAUGAUGAAGCUUUCUUGCGGAAAGUUAUAACACCCAUUUAUCGAGUGAUUGAAAGGGAAACCAAGACGAGCAAAAAUGGGAAAGCACCUCACUCAGCCUGGUGCAAUUAUGAUGAUCUGAAUGAGUAUUUCUGGUCGUCAGAUUGCUUCUCUUUGGGUUGGCCAAUGAGUGACGGGGGUGAAUUUUUCAAAUUGACAAAAGAUUCAGCAAAGGGAAAGCAAGCUCCUCAUAAAAAGCGAGGAUCGAUGGGGAAAUCAUUUUUUGUGGAAAGCCGGAGCUUUUGGCAUAACUUUCGAAGUUUUGAUCGUCUUUGGACAUUUUACAUACUUGCUCUUCAGGCCAUGAUUAUCAUUGCAUGGAGUGAUGUUUCUAUAUUAGAUAUUUUCCGGAAGGAUGUCUUGUAUGACUUGUCGAGCAUUUUUAUCACGGCGGCCUUUCUUCGCUUCCUACAGAGUAUGUUGGACCUCAUUCUAAACUUCCCGGUGUAUCUUAGAUGGAAAUUCACUGAUGUAUUAAGGAACAUCCUCAAGAUAAUUGUCGGCCUUGCUUGGUCCAUUGCUCUUCCAAUAUGCUAUUUGCACCAGAACAAUUCAUUUUCAUUUGGGAAGAUCAAAGAUAUGCUCUCCUUCCUAGAUAAGAUUAAGGGAGUGCCUCCAUUGUAUCUCAUGACUGUGGCUGUAUACUUGCUACCCAAUCUACUGGCAGUAGCUUUGUUUCUUUUCCCAAUGCUACGACGUUGGAUUGAGAACUCGGAUUGGCUUAUUGUCAGGUUUUUCCUAUGGUGGUCACAGCCUAGAAUCUAUGUGGGAAGGGGAAUGCAUGAAAGUCAGUUUGCACUAAUCAAGUACACUAUCUUUUGGGUACUGCUUUUAUGUUCAAAAUUCGCAUUUAGCUAUUUUAUACAGAUAAAGCCUUUGGUGAAGCCCACUAAAGAUAUAAUGAGAAUCCGCCAUGUUACGUAUGCUUGGCAUGAGUUCUUCCCAGAUGCUAAGUACAACUAUGGUGCUGUUCUUUCACUUUGGGUGCCAGUUAUCUUGGUUUACUUUAUGGAUCCUCAGAUCUGGUACGCUAUAUACUCCACCAUAUAUGGAGGUUUUAUUGGGGCCUUUGAUCGUCUCGGUGAGAUACGGACUCUGAGCAUGCUAAGGUCACGGUUCCAGUCUUUACCUGGUGCAUUCAACACUUUUCUAGUACCUUCUGACAAAAAGAGGAAGAGAGGGUUUUUUCUCUCAAAGCACUUUAAUGAGGGUUCAAAAAGCAAGAGAAGUGAAGCUGCAAAAUUUGCUCAGUUAUGGAAUGAGAUAAUAUGUAGCUUCCGCGAAGAAGAUCUCAUAAGUGACAGGGAGAUGGAUCUUCUUUUAGUUCCUUAUUCUUCAGAUUCCAGCCUGAAACUAAUCCAAUGGCCGCCAUUUUUACUUGCUAGCAAGAUUCCAAUCGCAUUGGACAUGGCAGUUCAAUUUCGAUCGAAGGACGCUGACCUUUGGAGGCGUAUUUGUGCUGAUGAGUAUAUGAAAUGUGCUGUCAUUGAAUGCUAUGAAUCAUUCAAACAUGUUUUGAAUGCUUUGGUUGUUGGAGAAACUGAGAAAAGGAUAAUAGGAAUCAUCAUUAAAGACGUUGAAGGUAACAUACUGAAGAACACAUUCCUUGCAAAUUAUAGAAUGGGUCCCUUACCUGAUCUUUGUAAGAAAUUCGUGGAGCUUGUAGAGAUGUUGAAAGAUGGUAACCCAUCCAAGAAAGAUAGAGUUGUUUUGCUGCUACAAGAUAUGUUAGAAGUAGUUACCCGUGACAUGAUGGUGAAUGAGAUCCGUGAGCUGGCUGAACUUGGUCAUAGUAGUAAGGAUUCUGGAAGACAACUUUUUGUCAAUAUUUUGUUCCCUCCUCCAAAUACAGCACAAUGGGAAGAGCAGAUACGUCGUCUUUAUAUGCUCCUAACUGUAAAAGAAUCUGCCAUUGAUGUGCCAACAAACCUUGAAGCGCGCCGGAGGAUAGCGUUUUUCACAAAUUCACUCUUUAUGAAUAUGCCACGUGCUCCUCGAGUUCGCAAAAUGCUUUCAUUCAGUGUCAUGACUCCCUACUACAGUGAGGAGACUGUUUAUUCGAAGAGUGACCUUGAAAUGGAAAAUGAAGAUGGUGUAUCAAUUAUAUAUUAUCUUCAAAAAAUAUAUCCAGAUGAAUGGAAUAACUUCAGGGAGCGUCUAAACUGCAACGAACAAGAGGUCUGGGAAAAUGAAGAGAACAUUCUGCAAAUACGUCACUGGGCCUCCUUGAGAGGACAGACUCUUAGCAGAACAGUCAGAGGAAUGAUGUACUAUAGAAGGGCUUUGAAGCUUCAGGCUUUUCUUGACAUGGCCAGAGAAACUGAGAUACUUGAAGGCUACAAAACCGUUUCAGAACCAUCAGAGGAAGAUAGAAAGAGUCAGAGAUCCUUGUAUGCUCAAUUAGAAGCUGUAGCUGACAUGAAAUUCACAUAUGUAGCCACAUGCCAGAACUACGGGAACCAGAAGCGGAGUGGAGAUCGUCGUGCAACUGACAUUUUAAAUUUGAUGGUGAAUAAUCCAUCUCUCCGUGUAGCAUAUAUAGAUGAAGUUGAAGAAAGGGAAGGUGGAAAAAAUAAAAAGGUUUAUUAUUCCGUAUUGGUAAAAGCUGUCGAUAAUCUUGAUCAGGAAAUCUACCGCAUAAAGUUGCCAGGCUUAGCAAAGAUGGGAGAAGGGAAACCUGAAAACCAGAAUCAUGCUAUUAUUUUUAGUCGUGGGGAAGCUCUUCAGACGAUCGAUAUGAAUCAGGACAACUAUCUGGAAGAAGCUCUUAAAAUGCGAAAUCUACUUGAGGAAUUUAACGAGGAUCAUGGGGUGCGGUCUCCUACUAUUCUCGGUGUUCGUGAACAUAUAUUUACAGGAAGUGUAUCAUCAUUGGCUUGGUUUAUGUCAAAUCAAGAAACAAGUUUUGUCACCCUUGGUCAAAGAGUUCUAGCAAGACCUCUGAAGGUGCGGUUUCACUAUGGGCAUCCAGAUGUGUUUGAUAGAAUUUUUCACAUUACCCGUGGUGGCAUAAGCAAAGCUUCUAAGGGCAUUAAUCUUAGUGAGGAUAUAUUUGCCGGUUUCAAUUCGACUCUGAGACGUGGAAAUAUUACUCACCAUGAAUAUAUCCAAGUUGGGAAAGGAAGAGAUGUUGGCCUCAACCAGAUAUCACUUUUUGAAGCCAAAGUUGCAUGUGGUAAUGGGGAGCAAACACUGAGCCGUGACAUCUACAGACUGGGCCAUCGUUUUGACUUCUUCCGCAUGUUGUCAUGUUACUAUACAACAACUGGUUUUUAUGUCAGCUCAAUGCUUGUGGUCCUUAUAGUCUAUACCUACUUGUAUGGAAAGCUCUAUCUUUCACUUAGUGGCAUGGAGACUGCCAUAGUCAAAUUUGCAAGAUCAAAGGGAGACAAUGCUUUGAAGGCUGUCAUGGCUUCACAGUCACUUGUUCAACUAGGUCUUUUGAUGUCACUUCCCAUGAUUAUGGAAAUCGGACUAGAGCGGGGCUUUAGAACUGCAAUUAGUGAUUUAAUAAUUAUGCAGCUUCAGCUUGCUUCUGUCUUCUUUACUUUCUCUCUUGGGACGAAACUCCAUUAUUUUGGGCGGACGAUUUUACAUGGUGGAGCGAAAUACAGAGCCACUGGACGUGGUUUCGUUGUGCGACAUGAAAAGUUUGCAGAGAACUACAGAAUGUACUCAAGGAGCCAUUUCACAAAAGCACUGGAAUUGCUUAUUUUGCUCAUAGCUUAUCAAGUUUAUGGUGCAGCAGCUCCGGAUUCUACAAUUUUCUUUCUUGUCACUUUCUCGAUGUGGUUUCUUGUUGGUUCAUGGUUGUUUGCACCUUUUCUUUUCAAUCCUUCUGGAUUUGAGUGGCAGAAGAUAGUGGAUGAUUUUGAGGAUUGGACUAAGUGGAUAAGUAACCAUGGAGGUAUUGGUGUUCCAGCAGUCAAGAGUUGGGAAUCGUGGUGGGAUGAAGAACAAGAGCAUCUCGAACACACAGGUUUGUCAGGGAGGUUCUGGGAAAUUGUCCUCUCUUUGCGCUUCUUCUUCUACCAAUAUGGAAUCGUUUAUCAUUUGAAUGUGGCCAAUGGCGACAAAAGUUUCAUGAUUUAUGGUCUAUCGUGGCUGGUUAUUGUUGCCGUGAUGAUAAUCUCGAAGAUUGUGUCCAUGGGAAGGAAGAAGUUCAGUGCAGAUUUUCAGCUGAUGUUCAGACUUCUCAAGUUAUUCUUAUUUAUUGGGUUCAUAGUGAUUCUUGUGGUACUCUUCACAUUCCUAAACCUGAGGACUGGAGAUAUUUUUGCGAGCUUACUCGCUUUUUUGCCAACCGGAUGGGCUCUUCUGCAGAUAGCACAGGCUUGCCGGCCUAUAGUGAAGGGAUUGGGAAUGUGGGGGUCUGUUAAAGCUCUAGCAAGAGGGUACGAGUAUAUUAUGGGAUUAGUGUUAUUUACACCCGUGGCGGUUCUAGCCUGGUUCCCAUUUGUAUCGGAAUUCCAGACUAGGCUGCUUUUCAACCAGGCCUUCAGCAGAGGACUUCAAAUCCAGCGUAUUCUGGCUGGUGGAAAGAAGCACAAGUAAAUACUUGUAUAACCUUACAAGAUUAAAGAUUGGAACAAGACCAGAGACUGAUGUAACAGAGGUAGCAGUGGUUUGAAGAGAACCUCGAGCUUGCUACACAGAGAGUAUAUUAUCUAUAUAUAUCAUCGGAUAACACAACUUCUGCUUAAAGAUCUCGUUAUAAUUUGUUGAUAUACAGAUCCUAGUGCUCUAGAGAAAUCUUUAGAAACAAAUGCUUCUGCAUUUUGACAGAGACUUCACAUCCAUGUUUACUUGUGAUAUAUAUACAGCAAAGCUGAUAAUAUGUAGCUACUUCGUAUCUAUGUAGAUUUGGUGCUAUAUAUAUGUACACACAACAACAAAGCUUACAGUGUGUAAUGUCGUGCUAUAAUUCAAUUAAUUUCUUAAAUUUGCAUGCA